This is a messenger RNA of Emiliania huxleyi CCMP1516, 2214 nucleotides long. RefSeq lists its product as hypothetical. The record is from RefSeq and is a predicted model, not a curated record. NCBI's taxonomy places the organism in Eukaryota, Haptophyta, Isochrysidales, Noelaerhabdaceae. Bases 1 to 2214 code for a protein of 737 amino acids. The transcript has 2 exons.
AUGGUGGCGCUCUGCGGCGCGUCUGCCGGGAGCCCUCCCAUCGACGCCAAAGCCGACAAGGCGUCUAGCAAGAGGCGCAAGCGAACGAGUCACUCGGUCGUCUGCUGGGGCUAUGAGAUCUCGCGGAAUCCGAAUGCAUGCGAACGUCUCGUCGUCUCCAUCAACGGCGGGGCCUUUCGCGAGCAUUUCUGCAGCGCCUGCAGGUCGGGGGGCGUACACAUCGAGUCUUCGCGCAUCUACAUGGCCCCUCGCGAGCGCAGCCUGAAGAAUGCGCACACGACCGGCGCGUGGAACGAAUGCACGCAAAACUUGACGUUGCCGCCGUGGCCGCCGUGGCGGGUCGUGAAUCAAACCUCAGACUGCUCCGGGCCUCCGCUGGUCGUUUUGCGGGACGAGGCGCUGGGCGCGCUGCCCGGCCUCGUACCGCUCUCGCCCAUUGCCGGCGCUGUCGCUGGCACCGUCUUGGUCGAGUUCCGCGUCGGAAGGACACUCACACCGGUGUUGCCGCUGCCAGCAACCGCAUUUGUUCCGGCACAGGCCGCAGUCGCUCGGCCGCCGCCCGACUCACCAGCGUUUGCAAACGCUCUCGUCUUGGAGCCCGCUCUUCCGGUGCCCCCGGCGCAGGGGGCGCGGGCCGUGACCGGCUGGCCGCUCAACGACUUUGUCGACGCGCUCUCGCUCGAGAUUGGGGAGAUGGCCGCGCUGCGCAGCUUCUUUGAGGUCGACCCCCGCCACGCAGGGGGUGGCGGCGGCGGAGCGCCGCCGCACGCGUGUCCGCCGCCGCACGCGUGUCCGCCGCCGCACGCGUGUCCGCCGCCGCACGACGCGUACACGGGCCGGGAGAUGUUCGCGCCACCGACGCACACGGCGCCAGGCUGCCCGUCGAGCCAGCUCGCCCGCGCCUCCUCCGGGUGGCUAUACGACGCCAGCCUGUCGGACACGCCGUCUCCCCAGCUCUACUCUGCGCCUCCGUCGCCUCCGCCGCCUCGGUCCGACGGCCUGGAUCCCCCCGCGGGCUCGGCGGCGGCUCAGGCUGGCGAUUGGACGAUCCCCGGGAUCAUGAUCAGGCAGGUGUGGCUAUGUUUGUCCACUGCACUGGCGACCGCCCAGCUGGCGCGCUGGUCUGAUGUUGUCGCGCGCGGAGAGGUGUCCGCCGUGCGCUGGGCGCUAACGAUCAACAUCGUCGCGAUACUCGCGCUCAGCGCUGCAUACGCGGCUCUGCACUUCGCCGGCCGGAAGCGGGCCGCUUCGGCGGCCAUUAGCGCCGGCACGCUCGCUCUAGAGGGCAUACGGACCGGUUCGGUCCUCGCCCUCUCGGCCCACGAUGUGGUGUUCGUCGUGGGACAGCUCGAGAGGAGGUGGCGGAUACGGUCCCUGGCUAAUCUUGGCCACGGGGCCAUCCUCGGCUCUGACCCCAUGCCGCGCGGCCGCCUCUGCCGCCUUCUCGCCGCCACGCUCCUGCUCAAGGCUGCCCGGUACGGGCUCGUGUACCACCAGACGGCUCUGAUAAAGGCGCCGGCGUCGGAGGUCCUCGCAUUCCUGCUCGGCACCUUGCUCGCGCUCCCUGGCUCGCGGGUCCCGCGGAUUGGAAGCGUGUCCUCGCUCCUGGCCGGGUCCAAGGCUGGGGCCGCAAAGACGGCGCGGCGUGCGCAGUCGACCCCCUUCCAGGUCUCGCUCGCCGUCCUGGCGGCGCUCGCCACGCUCGCCAUCCAGCUGACUCUGUACCACGACGAGAUCAACCCGGCCAUAGCGACCGUCACUCUCGGGAUGGCGGGCAUCGCCUUCUCGCACCUCAAGUUUGGGCCGCCCUUCACGGCCGCCGCCGUCGCGACGCUCUGCACCGCCGCCGCGUCGGCCUUCCUCGUCGGCUCGCUCUGUCGCACCUCGGCGCAGCUCAAGCACGACUUGGACGCCAUUUCAGACGGCUGGCUCUUCACCGCUUUCGCCUCGGCCAGCCUCGGCGCGCGCCCCCGGCGCGUGCAGCGGCGGAGAGCGCUUCUCGCUGCCGCCUCCUUCCCGCUUCUCCUGAUGAGCGGCGCGAGGAUCAGGCACGCGCGCACGGGCGACGAGCGCGAGCUCGGGCUCCCCUUUGACCAUGCCGUCAUCCCCUUCUCUUCCGCCUUUGGCGCCAUGCUCCUCUCUAGCCCGAUCGAGCCGUCUCUGCCGCGUGUCGUCUCUGCCGAGGCGCUUCUCGGCGCCACACGCGUCGUGUGA